Molecule: messenger RNA, 1242 nt
Organism: Lithohypha guttulata
Lineage: Eukaryota; Fungi; Ascomycota; Eurotiomycetes; Chaetothyriales; Trichomeriaceae
Gene: DOM34
Product: Translation factor pelota
Exons: 1
Coding region: 1-1242 (413 amino acids)
Biological process (GO): nuclear-transcribed mRNA catabolic process, no-go decay; nuclear-transcribed mRNA catabolic process, non-stop decay; nonfunctional rRNA decay
Cellular component (GO): cytoplasm
Source: RefSeq, a predicted model, not a curated record
AUGCGUCUUGUUAAGCGCAACAUCAAUAGUGAUGGCUCGGGCGCAGUCACACUAUGCCCGGAAGAACCAGAAGACAUGUGGCACGCCUACAAUCUUGUGCUCAUAGGUGAUUUCUUGACUGCAUCGGCUGUCCGCCGAGUCACGAACGAGUCUUCAACGACAGGUUCAACAUCGUCCCAGAGAGUACAUACAAAUCUCAGCAUCAAAGUAAAGUCUUUGGACUUUGAUCCACAAGCUGGUCAGCUGCAUGUUUCUGGACAAAUCGCUCGGGAGAACAAGUAUGCCAAAAUUGGUCAGCAUCAUACAUUGGACCUUGAGCUGAAUAGAAACUUUACGAUUGAUAAAGUGGUCGAAGGCAAAGAUGGAGGAGCAGGCUGGGAUAGUGUUGCUCAAGCACAAUUGAUGGAAGCCGUCGACCCCAACAAAAGCACAGAGGCAGUCGCAGUUGUCAUGCAAGAAGGCCUUGGCAAUAUUUGUUUCUUAACCUCACAUCAAACCAUCCUGAGGCAGAGAGUCGAAGCCAGCGUGCCGAGGAAACGAACGGGUGCUGGCCGAAGCGCAGACCACGACAAGGGACUACAGAAGUUCUAUAGCACAGUCCUGGAUACUUUACUGCGACAACUUGAGGUGCUUCUCGAGAAUAAGGAUAGCUCCGCGUCAUUUCCUAUCCUCCUAGCAAGUCCAGGUUUCGUUGCACAGGGCUUCCUCAAGUAUAUCAAUGAAAUUGCCGCCAACAGAGGAGAAAAGUUUUUACAGGAUUUGGUUAAGCGGAAGGCAUUCAUAGUCGUCCACAGCAGUUCAGGCCAUUUACAUAGUCUCAAUGAAGUCCUGAAUAGCCCCGAAGUGCGAGCUCGCCUACAAAACACACAGUACGCUCGCGAGACGGCGGUUAUGGAUGACUUCUUUGCACUCUUGCGAAAAGACGAUGGGAGGGCUUGGUAUGGCCCAAGAGAAGUAGAGCAAGCUGUUGAUAAAGGCGCUGUUGGCCGAGGAGGUGGUGUGCUCCUGGUCAACAACGAUUUGUUUCGAAGUCAGGACGUCGUGACUCGGAGAAGGUGGGUAACGCUGGUUGAUCGAGUCAGAGAUGUGGAAGGAGGAGAGGUACGGAUACUCAGUAGCGAUCACGAGAGUGGAAAGAGGCUGGAAGGCUUAGGAGGAAUUGCAGCUAUCUUGACCUUCCCCAUCGAGGAAAUGGACGAUGUGGAAGGUAGUGAGGACGAACAAGCAAAGGAUGAUACCUAG